This is a messenger RNA of Planococcus citri (citrus mealybug), 1548 nucleotides long. RefSeq lists its product as uncharacterized. The transcript has a single exon. Bases 265 to 1524 code for a protein of 419 amino acids. Lineage: Eukaryota; Metazoa; Arthropoda; Insecta; Hemiptera; Pseudococcidae. The record is from RefSeq and is a predicted model, not a curated record.
AGUAAUCGAGACAGGCAAAGUGCAAGAAAGUCACACGUGGUUCACAUAUCAAGUUGAUUAUUUUUCAAUGAAAUGAAAGAGAUGAAUUGGAAAUAACAGAUAUUGUUGAGACGAAUCAAUCGUCAUAAGUAUUAGAUAACUCAUGUGAUUGUCGAUUUCAUUCAGUUUACUCGUAAAUGUAAAUAUUUUCACGUAACAAUUCGCGAUUAAAUUCGUAUACAGUGAAGUGUUAAAAUACGAUCCUUUCAAACUCUUUUUUCAACCAUGGAGCAAUAUUUGGUGAACGCGAUCUCAAACUUCGUCUCAACCCGUACAGACAUUUUUGGAAAUGAAAGCAAGUACGAAAAAUUCAAGGAAAUUGAUGCAAACCAAACGAUACCAGAUGGGUACAACUCCACUCUAUUCUUCGGACAAAUUCUGUAUAAAGAUAGAUCUGGCACCAUUCACGAAUCAAAACCAGUCGUAAUCAAAGCAACUCCAAAGGUGAAAAAUACCAGGUUUAUUUCAAAUUUGUUCAUCAACGAAAUCAACUUCUACACAAAAGUAAUUCCCACCUUCAGCACUUUGAACGAAUCAUUUCCAUCCCUAUUUCCGCAAUUUCAUUACGGUGAAACGAUUUUCAACCCUUCGGGAGACCAAUCAGUAAUAAUUUUGGAAGAUUUGAAAUCCAGAGGUUAUCGAAUGGCGCCCAAAAGAUCAUUUCUCGAUAGUCAUCAUUUGAUUUUAAUGAUGAGAAAAUUAGGCGAAUUUCACGCUUAUUCUUAUAAAGCUAAAAAUGAUAUUCCGAAUUUAUUCUAUCCUCUGGCUAAUCAUUGUUUAGAAACAAACACUUAUGUGAACCACGAACAUAGUGAUUUAUUACCAAGCAUAGAUCAUCUCGGAUUUGACUGUUUAUUGAAGAAACACCCGCAAUACGAACAAUACUCUCCUAUCAUUGAAAAAAUGCUGCGAAAUGCGACCGAUAUUUACAUCCAAGCUCUUUCCAACGAUAACUUGAAGAAUCCUACAUCCGUCAUUUGCCACAGUGAUUUUUUAAGAAACAAUGUCAUGUUUAAGUACGAAAAUCAUGUUCCUAAAGAUAUGGUACUUAUUGACUUGGCAAACUAUCGUUAUGGUUCACCUGCUAUCGACUUGAUCACAGUUUUGUAUUUAAAUACCGAUCAGCGAACACGAGAUGAACUUUGGGGUACACUGAUCGACGAGUACUACACAGCUUUGAAAACAACUUUUGCCAAUAACCGAGUCCCUGAUAAAAGCGAAAUUUUAUCAGAGUUUAAUCAAAGAGCUUUCUACGGGUAUCUCGUUGCAACCUACUUUUUACCUAGUCUUAUUGCCCAAGAUAAUGAUAUACCUCUUUCGGAUUACGAUCGUGUAAUGGGUCAAGAAUACCCCGAUAUGGGACUAUACCAGAUUCCUGCGGAAAUUUUGGGUGAAAUGAUCCUCGCUGCGAGCUGUGAUGCGGGUAUUGAAGCUUUAAGUGAUAUACUCCGAGAUAUGAUUGAUAGAGGAUUUAUUUGUAAAUAAAUUAAGAUUUUUGUCACGAGUGAA